CAUCAUCAUCAUGAUCAUCCUCAUCAUCAUCAUCUUGACCAUCAUCAUUAUUCCGACAGUAGUUGCGAUGAGUCUAAUAACAUGGUGAUUGACUCGGACAACAACAACACCAACAACAACAACAACAAUAAUGAUGUCAUGCAAGACAACAACAACAACAACAACAUCGAUGACAAUAACAACCACAUCUUAGUCGACAAGAACAACAAUUCAAAAAGAAAUAUUGAAAAUAAGUUAGAUAUAUUUAACCAAUUCAUGGCAGAAUCAUCCCCAACGAAACUACAACAACAACAACAAAGUCACAACAAACGAUCAAACACACCAACAACAUCAUCUGUAUCCUCUUCCUCCUCCUCCUCCUCCUCCCUAACAACACCUUCACAACAACAACAACAACCACAACACAAACAUUUAACAACAACAACCACAACCGCUGCGUCGACAGCAUCAGUAAUAACGAGAAACGAAUUUGGAGACGAAGACUUAUCGACACUUUCGCGCGAAGAACGCAGACGCCGACGACGGGCCACACUGAAGUAUCGCAUCGCCCAUGCCUCGAGGGAGAGAGUCAGAGUGGAAGCUUUCAACGUGGCGUUUGCUGAACUUCGGAAGCUACUUCCCACCCUACCUCCUGAUAAAAAACUCUCCAAGAUCGAGAUUCUUAGACUGGCUAUUUGUUACAUCUCGUACUUGCACCACGUCCUCGAGUUGUCGUAAGGUGGUGUCGUUGUUGUGAUUUGUGAUGGUGUUGUUUUGAGUGUCGUUGUUUGCAUGUUGUUGUUUUGGAUGUUAUUACUUGGAUGCUAUUGUUUGGAUGUUGCUGUUUUUGUUUAUAUUGUUAAUGUCGUCAUCUUCAUUGUUACUGUUUGUUAAUUAUUGGUUGUUCCGAUAGGCGUUAGUGUAUAAAAUUAUGUUUAGCUGUGGCAUUUUUGAUGAGCAUGAAAGCGCUUUCGUAAUUGUACUUGUUGUUGUUCCUCCUUUUACAUCACAUUACUACCUGCUACUGGUUCAUCAGCUGCGUCAACACGUUCUAGUUACUUCAAGUAAAGAAUGCUUCUUGAUGAAGUCAUGCUAUUAGAGUGCCACCCCUUCUUUCUUCAAGACAGCAGCGUUUGUAGCAAAUUUGUAACAAAAACAUUCCUAUUAACGUUGUUACCUGCACAUCCACAUUACUUAGUAUCAUUUUUCAAUUCAAAAUUCGCACAAUUUCAAAGUCGCAUUUCAAUUCUAGACAUUCCAAUCUAUUUCGAUUUUUAUAUAAAAAAAAGUCGGAAUAUUUUGUUGGCAUCUAGAUCUAGUCGCCAAACUAACGCUACAAUCAAUUUUGUGCCAGUGGUAACGAUAUUCGGAUAUAAUAGAAGACGAUGUAUAUGAAUUUGUUGCUUUAAUAACUUUAAUUUACCAUCCUCAAUUCUUUAAUAAAAUAAU
Molecule: messenger RNA, 1428 nt
Organism: Helobdella robusta
Lineage: Eukaryota; Metazoa; Annelida; Clitellata; Rhynchobdellida; Glossiphoniidae
Exons: 2
Coding region: 82-717 (211 amino acids)
Biological process (GO): regulation of transcription by RNA polymerase II
Molecular function (GO): RNA polymerase II cis-regulatory region sequence-specific DNA binding; DNA-binding transcription factor activity, RNA polymerase II-specific; protein dimerization activity
Source: RefSeq, a predicted model, not a curated record